This is a messenger RNA of Trichoplax adhaerens, 2511 nucleotides long. RefSeq lists its product as uncharacterized. The record is from RefSeq and is a predicted model, not a curated record. Gene Ontology annotation, biological process: protein export from nucleus. Bases 1 to 2511 code for a protein of 836 amino acids. The transcript is spliced from 16 exons. Lineage: Eukaryota; Metazoa; Placozoa; Uniplacotomia; Trichoplacea; Trichoplacidae. Gene Ontology annotation, molecular function: small GTPase binding; nuclear export signal receptor activity.
AUGAGUAAUAACACCACCGGAGAGUCCUUAAAUAUACUUCAGCGUCUACUAUCGGAAUUUUACAAUGUUCAAACAACCAACAAACGUAAAAGAGAAAUCGAACAAUUGUUGGCGAAUUUUAGCCAGCAGAAAGACGCAUGGAGGCACUGCAUUUGUUUUUUGAACGAUUCUCAAGAACAGGGUGUUCUCAUGUUUGCAACCAGAGUCUUAGAGGACAUCGUUAACAAAAAAUGGAUUGGUGUGGAUGCCAACGAAAAAAGAGAAUUCCGUUCUACGUUACCUCGGUUACUUCUAGCAAAACGAACCGAUUUUCCUAUUUUUGUGCGUAAUAAAUUGGUUAAAGUGAUAGUAGAUAUAGCUAGAUUGGAUUGGCCACACUUUUAUCCAAAUUUCUUUAAUGAUAUGCAAGAAAUAAUUAGUGAACCUAGCACCACUAGCCUUGGCUUGUACAUGUUAUUGACAACCUCAGAGGAAUUAAUUCAACCUCGUGAAAACGUUAUAUAUAGUCGAAAACUUGAAUUAAAGAGACUGCUCUUGAAUGAGGUGCCCAAGAUCCUAUCUAUGCUAUCAACUUUACUAGAUUCAUUAUUGGAUAAAUAUCAAGUUGCAAGACAUAUUACACCAUCUACUUCUCCAACGUCAUUACGACAUAAUGAAACUGGAGCGGUUGGUCUAGACCUGUUUUCGGUAUCGCCAUCAUCAUAUGAUCAAAACGAUAACUCAACCACUGAAAACGACAAUAUUGUACAAAAAUUACUUCGAUAUAUGCCUUCUCGUCAAGCUAAAUCUAGCAUUCAAGCAUGGAAUGUAGAAUCAAAAGAAAUUGCCGCUUUGGCCUUACAAUGUCUAGCUGAUUUCUUUUCAUGGAUUCCUUUGUCAUCACUCAUGACAACAUCAUUACUGACCACCAUUUUUGGCUAUGCCAGCUUCGGCUGUCAAACUGGUGAUGGCCAUCAGUUGGGAACGUUAGCAAUGGACUGUAUAAAUGAAAUAGUUUCCAAGAAUUGUGUUCCGGAAGAGUUCGAGGAAUUCUUAUUAAAAUUAUUUCAAGAAACAUAUCAAUUGUUGCAAGAUUUGGUCAUUGGUCAAAAUAUCAAUUUCGCUGAUCUAGAUGAAAAGUAUUUAGAUAAAUUUACAGAAUUUCUACGGCUAUUUGUUAAUGUUCACUUACAAAGAUUUACAAACAGUCCAUAUUUUCCGCUAUCAAGAUUCUUCGAGCUUCUGUUUAAGUAUACUUUCUUACAGCAUCAUUUAGAUGGCUAUUAUGCUUGCUUAGAAAUAUGGGAAUUCUUUAUUGAACACUUAAAAAUGCAAAUUAAGGCUGAGAGUAAUAAUCAUGCAAAAGCAGAAAAUAUUAUAAACAAAUAUCGGAGUAUUCUUACCGUAUUAGCUAGUAGUAUUAUCAAAAAGAUUCAGUCCAGCAAAAAUUAUAAUCAAAUUGAGGCUCUUAGUAACGAUGUAAUGGACGAAGAAGACGAAACAGAUUUACAAGUAUUUCUGAAAAAUAACAUUGAGAUUAUUGCCUCUAUUUCUGAAAUUCAACCGGAAUCAAUUCUUCAAACAUUAUUUGAUAUACUGAAAUCGCGAUUCAGCAUUUUUUCAAGUAUCGAGCAAUACUUAGUACAAAAUGUUCAAGGUCGAUGUAUAGAAUUUCCUGAUAAUCAAGACGGUAACUAUAUAAAGCUGCAAUUUCACUGUGCUUUGAGAGAUCUAUCUACUUGCAUACAAGCAUUAGGCAGGAUGUCUGAGCAUUUUGUCGACGCUUUAUUUAUGGAAAGAUUUCAAAACUGCAAUACAUUAUUAGAUGGACUAACCCACGUCUGCUUUUUCGCCACGAAGCUACAACUAUAUAAUAUUAAUUGUGAAUCAUCAUUAUUAUCAACUAUCAUGGAAGUUCAUAUUCAAUCUAUGGCUGCAAUUCAAGCCUUUAGCCCAUGGUUGUGCCAAUUUCACGCCCAUAGUCAAGGACACAUUGAUCGCCAAAAAAUGUUCUAUUCGCUAUUAAAUCAAAUUGUGGAUGCUGUUAUUCCUCUCUUGCAAAAAUCCGCAAAAACGCCAGAAAAAUUAGCGUAUUGUGCCGCUUGUUUACUGUUAACCUUAGCAACAAGUAUUAGAACAUCUAUGUUACUAGAUAUUCGAUCAAUUCAAGAUAUGACCAACAUGAAUUCCGGAAUUACAACCUUUGAUUACCUUCCUCAAAAGGUUCAAGUCGUUAUAUUUAAGAUGCUCUCAAAUACUAUAAUUCUACCCUGGAAUGGUGUCAAAGAUAGUGACCAGCGUUGGGAAGAACGCUCAGAGAAACAUAGCAGUUUCGUAAGAAGCACAACAUUGAGUCUUACUAACACCUUACAGAAUCAAUCGAUUCAACAAGACAGUAAUCUAAUAAGUCAAGAUCUUAUCAACGAAGUUAUGGACCUUAUCUAUAGUCUUUUCAAUGGGUUAUUAAGUCAGUGUGGAAUGGCUUUCGCUAAACAAAUUUUAGAAACGUUCAUGCACUUAUUCUCGAAGUAA